CUCACAAUGAGACAAAGAAAAAGAUAAAUUCACAGAUGAAAAUCUGUCAAUACUUUCAAACAACAAAUCUUAAUUAUUUCCCAUUUGGCCUACAAUAAUUCCACUAGCGUUUACCUUUUCUACCUAACAUUCCACCGUUCAUAUGGCGCAAUAAGGAUAUCCCAUCUGAUCUUUUUGAUAGAUCGCCUAGUAUUGACCUUCUUCCUAAAAUUUCAAUACCAGUUGCAAUCUCAAUUGCCAUGACAGAAUCCUCCAACAACAAACUACGAGGCAAAAUAGCCAUAGUCACCGGAGGAGCAAGCGGCAUAGGUGAAGCUACGGCACGCCUUUUUGCCCAAAAUGGUGCACGCAUGGUGGUCAUAGCCGAUAUCCAAGACCAAUUAGGUCACCAAGUUGCCACAUCUAUCGGCCUAGACAAGUGCAAUUACAUGCACUGUGAUGUUACCAAAGAAGAAGAAGUCAAAGACAUGGUUGAAUCAACGGUGUGGAAACAUGGUCAGCUAGACAUAAUGUUCAGCAACGCUGGGAUUAUAAGUGCUUCCGAUCAGUCCGUCCUUGACCUCAACAUCUCCGAAUUUGACACACUGUUCGCCACCAACGUGCGCGGCAUGGCGUUGUGUGUGAAAUACGCAGCGCGUGUGAUGAUUGAGAGGCGCGUGCGGGGGAGUAUUAUAUGCACGGGGAGUGUGGCUGCAAGCAACGGUGGGUAUAAGGGCACGGAUUAUUGUAUGUCAAAGCAUGCGGUUCUGGGAUUGGUUCGAUCAGCGACUUUGCAGCUUGGGGAAUAUGGGAUUAGGGUGAAUUGUGUGUCACCAAAUGCACUUGCAACCGGGUUAACGAGCAACUUUCAUGGUGAGAGCAUAGAGGUACUUCAGAAGAAGUAUCAAGCAUACGCUAGGUUGAAAAGGGUUUCACUGAAUGUGAAUCAUGUUGCUGAUGCUGUGCUUUUUCUUGCAUGUAAUGAGUUUGUGGCUGGACAUGAUUUAUUGGUAGAUGGUUCUUUCAUUCAUCCCUACUUAAUAAUGGGUUUGCAAUAAAAUUAAUGUUCACAUCUCACUUGUAUAUCCAUGUUAGAAAUAAAAUGUACAAUUUGUCAA
Quercus robur (English oak) is the source of this 1097-nucleotide messenger RNA. RefSeq names its product (-)-isopiperitenol/(-)-carveol dehydrogenase, mitochondrial-like. The transcript has a single exon. The record is from RefSeq and is a predicted model, not a curated record. NCBI's taxonomy places the organism in Eukaryota, Viridiplantae, Streptophyta, Magnoliopsida, Fagales, Fagaceae. Bases 240 to 1037 code for a protein of 265 amino acids.